UCGUGCCAUGGUGCAUCUGGGUGUCGCCGCGCUCAUUGCGCAACGCUUGCGCAGCGCGGAAGGCUUGAUGCGCCGCGUCCUAUUCGAUUCAACGCGCUGAUAACAAAGCUCGGCGAAACGGCAAGAACAUGACAGAAACCAUGCGUCUGCCUGCUUCAUUAUAACCGCGAACAUGGGCGACAGAAGCGAGAGGGGCUCGGUGAAGCACAAAAGGAGAACCACGAUCGCCGGAGACGCGGCGGGAGCUCAGGCGAAGCGCGGCGGCGCAGAGACGCUCAGCGGACAGGUGAAGGAGAAAGAGCAGAGACACGAAACACCCGCGAAUAAACACAAGAAUCACAGCGAUGCUGGCGACGACGCCUUCAGCUGCCAUAAGCUGCAGGAGUCGCUGCUCAGCUCCAGUAGCGGCUACAGCAACUACAGAGGAAUCCUCAACUGGUGUGUGGUCAUGCUGGUCCUGUCCAAUGCACGGCUGGUCCUGGAGAACCUUAUAAAAUAUGGCAUUCUGGUGGACCCCAUCCAGAUCAUCUCUCUCUUCCUGAAGGACCCGUACAGCUGGCCGGCUCUGUGCCUGAUCAUUGUUUCCAAUGGCUUUAUAAUGGCAGCUUUGUACAUAGAGAGAAAGCUAUCCGUGGGCAGCAUCUCAGAGGGCACCGGAACAUUCCUUCAUGGCAUCAAUCUUGCAGCUCUGUUAUUUGUCCCGGCCGGUACAGUUCUCAGCCUGACCUCUAUAACCCCAGUGGGUGGUGUUCUGGCGUUGAGUGUCUUCACCAUUCUCUUCCUGAAGCUGUAUUCAUACAGAGACGUCAACAAAUGGUGCAGAGAGAUCAGACACGCCAAAGCCCGAACCCUGUCCCGCUCUCACUCCUGCCCGUCUGUGCACAAAGCCAACGGCACGACCGGAUACACACACGUGAGCUAUCCAGCAAACCUCACACACAGAGACAUUUAUUAUUUUAUUUUCGUUCCAACUCUGUGUUACGAGCUGAACUUCCCGCGCUCUCCACGGAUACGGAAGCGUUUCUUACUGCGCCGACUGCUUGAGAUGGUGUUUUUAAUGCAGUUGAUGCUCGGAUUAAUACAGCAGUGGAUGGUUCCGACGAUUCAGAACUCAAUGAAACCCUUUCAGGACAUGGAUUUCACUAGAAUCGUUGAACGUCUGCUGAAGCUCGCUGUGCCCAAUCAUUUUAUCUGGCUCAUCUUUUUCUAUUGGUAUUUCCACUCCUCUAUGAACUUCGUAGCUGAGCUCAUGCAGUUUGGAGACCAAGACUAUUACGUGCUGCAUUAUGGGAGUGCAGCGGAGGGAGUCGCGGCAUGA
Sinocyclocheilus rhinocerous is the source of this 1318-nucleotide messenger RNA. Its product is annotated as diacylglycerol O-acyltransferase 1-like. Gene Ontology annotation, biological process: triglyceride biosynthetic process. The transcript is spliced from 14 exons. Bases 173 to 1318 code for a protein of 381 amino acids. NCBI's taxonomy places the organism in Eukaryota, Metazoa, Chordata, Actinopteri, Cypriniformes, Cyprinidae. The record is from RefSeq and is a predicted model, not a curated record. Gene Ontology annotation, cellular component: endoplasmic reticulum membrane. Gene Ontology annotation, molecular function: diacylglycerol O-acyltransferase activity.